AUGAUGGUGGUGGUGGAUAAUGGUGAUAAUAAUUUGGUGAUCAUGAUGGAUGAUUAUAAUAUUUUCAUGAUGAUAAUUUGGUGAUGAUGAUAAUGAUGAUGACGAUGAUGGUGAAUGCUGAUGAUGAUGAUGGAUGAUGGUGGUGGUGGAUAAUGGUGAUAAUAAUUUGGUGAUCAUGAUGGAUGAUUAUAAUAAUUUCAUGAUGAUAAUUUGGUGAUGAUGAUGAUGAUAAUGAUGAUGAUGAUGAUGAUGAUGAUGAUGGUGGUGGUGGAUAAUGGUGAUAAUAAUUUGGUGAUAAUGAUGGAUGAUUAUAAUAAUUCCAUGAUGAUAAUUUGGUGAUGAUGAUAAUGAUGAUGACGAUGAUGGUGAAUGCUGAUGAUGAUGGAUGAUGAUGAAUGAUGGUGGUGGUGGAUAAUGGUGAUAAUAAUUUGGUGAUAAUGAUGGAUGAUUAUAAUAUUUUCAUGAUGAUAAUUUGAUGAUGAUGAUAAUGAUGAUGACGAUGAUGGUGAAUGCUGAUGAUGAUGAUGAUGGAUGAUGGUGGUGGUGGAUAAUGGUGAUAAUAAUUUGGUGAUCAUGAUGGAUGAUUAUAAUAAUUUCAUGAUGAUAAUUUGGUGAUGAUGAUGAUGAUAAUGAUGAUGAUGAUGAUGAUGAUGAUGAUGAUGAUGAUGGUGGUGGUGGAUAAUGGUGAUAAUAAUUUGGUGAUAAUGAUGGAUGAUUAUAAUAUUUUCAUGAUGAUAAUUUGGUGAUGAUGAUAAUGAUGAUGACGAUGAUGGUGAAUGCUGAUGAUGAUGAUGAUGAUGAUGAUGGUGGUGGUGGAUAAUGGUGAUAAUAAUUUGGUGAUCAUGAUGGAUGAUUAUAAUAAUUUCAUGAUGAUAAUUUGGUGAUGAUGAUGGAUGAAUAUGAUGUAAUAAUGAUGAUGAUGAUGAUGAUGAUGAUGAUGGUGGUGGAAAUGAUAUUGGUGGGUAAUGAUAAUGAUGAUGAUUUGAUGAUGAACAAAUUCUAUUUCUCCCUUAGAUCAUGCCCCGUGCUCCUAAAUGGAAAGAGGACGACGUCGCUGCGGCGUUACGUAGAGUACGUUACGGGGAACUUUCGAUAAGAAAGGCUUCGCAGGAAUAUGGAAUUCCGUACGAAACCCUGCGGGACAAAGUGUCAGGGAGAAAUCCGACAUCAGUUAAAAGAUUCGGUCCACGGCCAUUCCUGACGGAGAAAGAGGAGGAGGAGAUAGUCCGAUGGACAAUCAAGAUGGGGAGAAUCGGUUUUGGACAAACCAGGGGAGACAUUCAGUCCGUCGUGAAGAAAAUGCUUGACAAAGAUGGUAGGGCAAACCCCUUUGUAGACAACAAGCCUGGGAAGCGUUGGUGGAGCAGUUUCCGUGCAAGGCACCCUCAGUUAGUUUUCAGGAAGCCGCAACCAAUUGGAAAAGAGCGAACAGCAGUGACAAAGAAUCGAAUAGACAAAUGGUUCAAAGAAUUAGAAGAUUACUUAGGAGAAAACAAUGCAAGAAGCAUUCUUGAAGAGCCAAAUCGACUCUUCAAUGCCGAUGAGUCAGGAUUCCCGCUUGGUGGAAGAGCUUCUGAUCGGGUAUUGUCAUUAAAAGGCGAGAGAGUCAUCCAACAAUUUAAGAAUGCUGAAAAGGGACAGGUAACUGUGCUUGUCACUGCAUGCGCGAGUGGUAGCUUUUUGCCACCAAUGAUUGUUUUACCGGGGCGACACGGUGACGGUUCUGCAUACCAAGGAGCGCCAAGGGGUGCUUUCUUUGCUAGGACCAAAAACGGCUGGAUGGAUAGCAAAGCCUUUUAUGGUUUCAUUGCUAAUCUUUUCCAGCCGUAUUUGGUCCAGAUGAAAGUACCCCUUCCAGUGCUCCUGCUCGUCGAUGGCCUUUCGGCACAUCAAACGCUGGAGGUAGCGAAGCAUUGUGAGGCGAAUCGGAUUCUUUUGUACCGAUUCCCUCCCAAUGCUACGCACAUCCUCCAGCCGUGCGAUGUGUCUGUGUUCAGAUCAUUAAAGGCAUCGUGGAAUCGAGCAGAGGAGCAGUUCCGUUACCAAAACCCCGGUGAUUAUGUCACAAGAGUGACGUUUUCGCGCGUGUUCGCCGGCGCGUGGAAGGAGCUUCUGGGGAAGCCAGAAAUUGCAUCUUCUGGUUUUCGGGCAGCAGGGAUCUACCCGUUUACGAAAUUGUUUCGUGAAGAGCUACUACGUCCAGCAGACUUGUACAGUUUCAUAGAUAAGAAUCCUCAAGAAGGAGAGACACCAUCAUCUAGGAAUAGUGCUUUUAUUCCGGUAGACGAUGACAUGAGGUCAUCUCAACCCGAUGAACCUGAUGAUGAUGCACCAUCUUCGUCAUCAGCUCAUCGGGAACAUGGAGUCAGCUGCAUCGUGGAUACUUCGAGUAUCAAUGGUGAUGCUCCAUGUGGAGAGAGGCCUCUAAACGAGGCAUUCAUCUCGCCGUCGCUAGAUGAAUGCCUCGUUUAUCCCGAGAUUGAAGUCUCAAAUCAAAGGAGAAGGAAAAGGCAACUGCCUGAGGCAAUAAGUGGAGAGACGUUUAUAAGAUUCGCCGAGGAACGAGCGAGAGAGAAAAGAGCGGAGGAGGAGAGGAAAAAACAGAGAAGAGAGGAACGGGAACAGAAUAGAGUGGAAAAAGAGAGAAGGAAGGAAGUUGAAAAGGAGAAGAGGCGAAAACGACAACAAGAACUUGAGCAGAGGAAACUAGAACGGGAGAGGAGAGUAAGAGAGAAGUUACAGCGGAUGAAAGAAGUGAUUGAGAGGAAAGCGAGAGAGAAGAAAGAAAGAGAGGCAGAGAGAGAGAAAAAAAAGGGCGGUAAGAGGAGAGAGAAGAGUGUGAGGGUGGAUGAUGAUGACGAUGAUGUGUAUGUAUGCCCUGAAUGUUUGAUGAUGAAUGAUGAUGAGUGGAUUGGAUGUGAUUACUGUAUGGCGUGGGUACAUCACAAGUGCUCUGCUCUUUGUGAUGUACCAAUUGUAGAUGUAAAUAAGUAUAUGUUUAAGUGUAAUUUCUGUUAAAAUUGAAUAAGUAUGAGUUAUGUUAUGUCAAAAAGUGCAAUUUCUCUUACAUGAGCAAGUCUGAUGGUGACUAUACUCUGAAUAUAUAAUAUAACCUCUGCAAUCUAAUGUAGUGUAAAAUGUAAACUAUUCUAUAGUUAUAUCUCUACACCAUUCUCUAAUCUAGACUCCAAUCUCUAUAUCUGCAAUCUAUUCUGUAACCAUGCAAUCUAUAUUAUUAAUUGGUUUCAGAAGUUCUCUAACCCCUUUAAUAAUUGUUCUGGUCAAGACUUUACAGCCAAACAGGUUUUUGUCAACCUUGAAUGCUUGACCAAAAUAUAAUUAUUCUGAAUUGGAGGGAGUUGACCUUUUAGGGAGAAGAUGAAAUAUAGUAAAUAAGAAACCGGUUUAUGUGCGUGCGUCAAAAGUUUAGCUGGAAGAAGAAUGAGUAAUACUUUCUUAAGAAAGAUGGAAUUGAUAGACAUAUAGUUUCCUGUUAUACUUCUUGUAGAAGAUUUGAUUAAGUAUUGAUUAUGUAUUGAUAUGUUAUUAAAUAUGUAUUGAUUUGUUUUUUAAUAUAUUGAAUAUGUGAGAUAUCAUCACAUAACAAUAUAUUCAUCCGUCAUGAACUUGUUUCUGCUAUAACAUGUAGAUUCCUGCUGCUCGGUUGGCAUAGCGCAGUUACCUGUCCCCUUUCUCUUUUGUUUUUUUUUCCCCGAAAUGUAUUAAAGGGGAGUAUCUGCUUUAACAUGUUGUUCUUUCUAGCAAGAAUAAAUUAUUAAAAGGCUUCUACAUCAAUGCCAAUAUUUGUUAACAUUUACAUUUUAUGUAUAACUGUUAAAUGUGAUU
This is a messenger RNA of Lytechinus pictus (painted urchin), 3846 nucleotides long. RefSeq lists its product as uncharacterized. NCBI's taxonomy places the organism in Eukaryota, Metazoa, Echinodermata, Echinoidea, Temnopleuroida, Toxopneustidae. The record is from RefSeq and is a predicted model, not a curated record. Gene Ontology annotation, molecular function: DNA binding. The transcript is spliced from 3 exons. Gene Ontology annotation, cellular component: nucleus. Bases 1018 to 3018 code for a protein of 666 amino acids.